This is a messenger RNA of Trichoderma asperellum CBS 433.97, 183 nucleotides long. The record is from RefSeq and is a predicted model, not a curated record. NCBI's taxonomy places the organism in Eukaryota, Fungi, Ascomycota, Sordariomycetes, Hypocreales, Hypocreaceae.
UUUCUUGCUGGUCCCCUCACACCCUCUUCUGCGCCUCUCGGCCUCUUUAUUUUCUCCUUCACAGGCUCUCUCGAUUGUCAUUUGCCAGGCUUUUGGGCUGGAAUUUCCUGUUUGGGGGUGGAGCAGGUCCGGCACAAGUGUUUUAGCGUGGAGAAGGGUUUAUGGCCUGAGCGUCGGCACUAG